ACCAAAACGAAUGCGUGGAUGCAAGCCCAUGUGAUGGUGAAAAUGUUAUGUGUACGAACACUGAUGGAAGUUUCUUGUGCAGUUGUUUUGAAGGAUAUGCUAACAUAUCUGGAAUAUGUACAGACGCUAUAUCUUUGAAUCUGUCUGUGAUUUUCACUCAUAUCGGUGGCCAAAUGGUGACACAAGAUACCGACUUGACUUUAACUGAGCAAGAUAAUCUAGUUACAGAUAUGAAGAACUUACUGCAAACAACCAGUUUAACCACAGACCUCAUUGACGUUAUGUUGGAAGAAUCUAUUGCGGUUACAGGAGGACUAUUAGUUGAAUUUCGCAUAGACUUAACAAAAGAAUCAGGAACUACAUAUACUCAGUUAGUGACAAUUUUUGAAAUGGCAACAAUAAGUAACAACAGAGUGCCACCAGAAAAUGCUAUAUAUGUGCCGCCAGAUGUGGAAUCACCAGUUUUGAUAUGUGGAUCCGAUGUUACAGUCGAAACAGAUACUGGUAAGGCAACAGCUACAGUAAACAUUAUGCCACCCAGUGUAUCUGAUAAUUCAGGGGAAGAGAUCGUUGCUACAAGCAGCCCAUCAAUGCCAGCAGAUCUUGUUAUUGGUUCACAUAACGUGACGUUUACAGCUACUGAUUUGGCUGGGAAUUCAGGUGUUUGUGACGUUAUGGUUACUGUUACAGAUGAAGAGUCUCCUUCAUUAGUAUGUGCAGCUAACUCGACAUUUUACACUGACUUCGGCGAAGUAAAUACUACUGUGGAUAUCCCUUCCCCCACGGUAUCCGAUAACUCAGGAGAAUCGAUUGGUAUAUCUACUGAUCCAUCAAUUCCAAGAACUCUUGGCAUUGGAACGCAUACAAUAACAUUUUCAGCUUCAGACCCGUCUGGCAAUACCGACACAUGCAGCGUAACUGUUACUGUUCAAGGUACAGAGUAAAAUAUUUGCUCUAGUAGGCUUUGACGAAUAUUCAAUCUUCUCUUAGAGUGGAUCUAAUAUAAAUUGAAGUUGAAAUCUCUAUGAUUAAAUGGUCAUAUUACAAAAUAUAGUAUUUUUUUCUGUAUUUAAAACUUGUAGAAUUUGUGUAGUUGAAGAUGUAUGAUCUAGGUGCUUUUAUUAACAAAAUGUUCUUCAGUUUAUGAUGUUUAUGAGUGUUAAUGUGUUUUGUUAAGAAAAAGUAACAUUUGAAUAGAUUUUUUCAACAGAGAUAUCAAUAUCACUUUAAUUUUAUGAGAACGAA
Messenger RNA from Anneissia japonica, 1245 nucleotides. Its product is annotated as hyalin-like. The record is from RefSeq and is a predicted model, not a curated record. Gene Ontology annotation, molecular function: calcium ion binding. The transcript has 5 exons. NCBI's taxonomy places the organism in Eukaryota, Metazoa, Echinodermata, Crinoidea, Comatulida, Comatulidae. The annotation marks the transcript as partial.